AUGUUUUCUGGAUUUGGUGGAAUUGGAGGUUUCCCUUCUGGCCUUAUGAAUGUUCCUCAGAAUUUUGAGGACUUCUUCAGAUGUUAUCCCAUUGCAAUGAUGAAUGACCGCAUUCGGAAAGACGAUGCGAACUUUGGUGGUAAAAUAUUUUUACCACCAAGUGCGCUGAAUAAACUGACCAUGCUCAACGUCAGAUAUCCUAUGCUGUUCGAAUUAACGGCUUCAGACUCUCAACUAAAAACACACGGUGGUGUUUUGGAGUUUACAGCAGAAGAAGGCCGUGUGUAUCUUCCCCAAUGGAUGAUGGAAUCUCUGAGCGUGAACCCAGGGUCUUUGCUACAAAUAGCUUCCACAGAUUUGCCUCUGGGCCAAUUUGUUAAAAUAGAACCGCAAUCCGUUGAUUUUCUCGACAUUUCAGAUCCAAAAGCCGUGCUGGAGAAUGUGUUGAGGAAAUUCUCUACCCUUAGUGUGGACGAUAUCAUCGAAAUCAACUACAACGAUCAUAUCUAUCGCAUCAAAGUCCUCGAAGUUAAACCCGAUUCUAAUGCUAAAAGUAUUUGUGUGAUAGAGACUGAUUUAGUAACCGAUUUUGCUCCACCCGUUGGCUAUGUGGAACCAGAUUAUAAAGCCCUCCAAAAGAAUGAACGCCCCAAGGUUGAUCCAUCUGCCAGAGGUUUGGGACCCAUGUCAAAGCGAAUAGACUAUGCAGCUGCAGUGAACUCAGGGCAGCUAAGUGAAAGUUCUUUCAGUGGACAGGGCCAGAGCCUGAAAGGUAAGACGGGAGACAGGAACAAAAGUAAGGAUAAAGAUAUCGGUUUACAAGAUAUUAAAAUUGAUAUGAAUGGUCCACCUGCGGCACUGAGUGUUCCGGACGGCGUCUUGUUCUUUGGUUUCCCGAUCGUCCCAAGAAAAGAUGAUGAAGAGCAAGAAUUUGCUCAAGGGGAUUCGAAAGUACACUUUAUAGGUGCUGGCCAAAGCAUAAGGCAAAGCAACAAUAAACGCCGUGGUACCAAAGAUUAUCAAAGUCCUAAAGUGAAGGCGCCGAGAAGUCCUGAAGUAAUAGAAAUAGAUUAG
This is a messenger RNA of Lachancea lanzarotensis, 1074 nucleotides long. It is a transcript of the gene UFD1, whose product is annotated as LALA0S11e02234g1_1. NCBI's taxonomy places the organism in Eukaryota, Fungi, Ascomycota, Saccharomycetes, Saccharomycetales, Saccharomycetaceae. The record is from RefSeq and is a predicted model, not a curated record. Gene Ontology annotation, cellular component: VCP-NPL4-UFD1 AAA ATPase complex. The transcript has a single exon. Gene Ontology annotation, molecular function: polyubiquitin modification-dependent protein binding. Bases 1 to 1074 code for a protein of 357 amino acids.